This is a messenger RNA of Oikopleura dioica, 1071 nucleotides long. The record is from the annotation of a GenBank genome assembly. NCBI's taxonomy places the organism in Eukaryota, Metazoa, Chordata, Appendicularia, Copelata, Oikopleuridae.
AUGUCCAACGGGAACGGGCUCGGACCUAUGGUGAUAGGUCAGAGCGGUGGUCCCAUCGAGUUUCCGCUGGCGGCUGCGGCGUUCUCGAAUCCCAACUGCUUUUCGCUGCACUUGGUCUCACAGAAUGCGCACGACGCCGUCACCAGUAGUGCCAACGGUAGUCUUCAGAUCACCGCGGAACAGCCAAAAGUCACUCAAUCCCAACCGGUCAGUUCCAAUUAUGGAUUCAUUCAGUCUGUCGAAGCUGGACUCCGAGGCGCAAACUUCCUAAACGGCAACUUCAACCUUCCGAAUACAAGCAUCAGCAGCAGUAUCAACAGUAGCUUGAAUAACAGAUAUGAAGAUAACAAUUAUCCCUCGGCAGCGUUCAACUCGCUCGCUGAAGCCGCCAACCAGAGCCAAUCCUCCUCGUCUGGACAUCCUCUUGGACUUGGAAGCAACUUCGGACAGGACCAGCCCCGCAGUUUGCCAGACAACCUUCCAGAAACCGUAGCCGGCCUAUGGAAACAGCAGCAGCAGCAACAACAGCAGAACGGACAGAUGGAUAAAGUGAAUAUGUCAAACGAUUCAGAUGACAGCGACUCAGGUUCGAAUUGCGGCAUCAGAUGGCGUCAGGGCGGCUUGGGCCUUGCCAUGCGAAAGUCGUCGGAGGGAAAGGUCAAUAUUGCCGGAACAGCAAAGAUCCCGGACGAAGAACUAAAGAGCAUCUCAGUCCGCGAGUUGAACAGAAAGCUCAAACAGUCCGGCUGCACCAAAGAGCAAAUGAUCAACAUCAAGCAGCGCAGAAGGACACUGAAGAAUCGAGGCUACGCGGCAAACUGCCGGACGAAGAGACAGACACAAACGCAUCAGCUGACGCUUGACUUACAGAGAGCACAGCAGGCUGAACAAAAAUUAUCCAAAGCCUAUGAAGAGUCUGUAAAAGCCAAGGAGGCAUAUGAAAGACAUUUGAGCGCGUUGAAAAAACAGAAUGAUGAAAAGGAUGCCGAAUUAGAAAGUCUAAAGCGAACAGUGAUGGAGCUGCAAUUAGAAAACCAGCGUCUGAAAGGCAUCAAAAUGGAGUCGGAAUGA